This is a messenger RNA of Striga asiatica, 2934 nucleotides long. NCBI's taxonomy places the organism in Eukaryota, Viridiplantae, Streptophyta, Magnoliopsida, Lamiales, Orobanchaceae. The record is from the annotation of a GenBank genome assembly.
GUCUUUCAGGUGCAAACAAGCGCAGCAGCACAAAGACAAUAUAUGAAGGACCGAAAACAACGGUCGCCUCACGCCAUCACUGAUAAUCAUACACUGGAGCUCGAUGGGAGCGCCCAGCUCCGCCACCAGCUCAGCCGCGUCCACCGGCGACGGAAAAAGGCUGAGAAGAGAAGAUUUCAAGCGCACCAAACACGACUCUGCUUUCUCCAGAUGGAAGAUUCUGAUAGGACCUUCUGAUUGGGAGGAUUACUCAAUGGCAAAAGAAGGAGUGGAAAAGUACAGGACGCAAAAUCUUCCGAAGUGGACUUCUUGUUCCGGAGUAUAUGAGCUUGGAGUGGCUGCAUCACGUCCAAAAUCCGGGAGAGGGGCCCGCGAAUUUAAGUCGAGCUCUGUGGUUCCUGUUUAUCUUGGACAAGCUGACAAUCUUAGGAAUCGACUGCAGCAGUAUGGCCGUGAUGGUGCCCAUCUGGAGAACGGAUGUUUGAAUCUCAAGUUUAACGACUGCCAAACAAGCACUUCCCAUAAUAGGCUUGGAUGGUUUGCAGAUAUAUUCUCGAGAGGUUUGCCAAUUCUUUAUAGAUGUGCCCCAGUAAGUAUUUAUUAUCGCUGCUAAGGCUGUUUAUCAAUUGAAUGUGCUGUUUUGGUGUUUAUUUUUAAUUUGUGUGUACUUACAUCGCGGUAGUAAUGUGAGAGAGUGAUAUUGUGACAGUAAUUCAGACUAUAAUAAAAUAUGGAAUGACAUGAGAAAAGUAGUUUCUCAAGAAAAAAGGUUAUUUUAUUGGGGCAAAUUUUUAUCUGUUUUAUGGGAUGAUUAAAAUCUGCUGACUAUCUUCCAAGGUUCAACUUUGCAGCUAAAUUUAGCAAGUUUUCAUGCUAUCGGAUAAAAAUGAAAACAGAAAAGGAAAAUAUGUGGUAGUUUAAUGAUUCCAAGCAGAUAAAUCAUGCAACUAAAUUGGCAUGUUGGUGUUUCCUAAAAGCCUUUUUCACCUUGCACAACUAAAGAAGAAUUAUUUUUUCUUUUUUAUUAGGUCUUCUCUUGAAGAUUUUUUGUGUAUCUGCAUUCUUGAUUGUCAUGAAAAGAAGACAGAACAUUACUACUUUAGAUAGAUUGAUGGUCCUUAGGCUUUUUAGGCAUUAAGCGCCUUAUGAUGACGUGGGUAGCUCGAACAUUUUUUUUAAGAAGUCUUAAAAUCCCCCUUGUUUUUGUUAAUUUUUGUCAUACCAGCCACCAGAUGUAUGGUUUUUCUAAAAUAUCAUCACAGUAAUUUCUAUUACUGAUGAUCCUUGAGGUUUUAAGCAUUAUAAGAGCCUUAUGACAAGUGGCGUAGCACGAAAAUUUUUUCUUUUUAAGAAAAAGUGUUGCAAGCCCCAUACUUUUUUUAUUAGUUUUUGUUGUACCAGGUGUAUGUUUUUCAAAACUAUCAUCAGAUUCACUAAUUUCUUGUAUUCUUUUACUGCUUGGAAGGCCGACGCAUUGGACUGAGUUACAGAAGGGAUUUUAUUUUCUUCAUACAAAAUUCUCAAGUAGUUUUUGUUUUUUAUAUUUUCUUUUCGACACACUUAUUAGAUGGAGAUGGGGUGGGCUGGGGUGGUCCCGCUUACCUCUGCCAUUUCUUUUGAGAAUGUGAUCGGAUAAGAAAAUUUCGAAAUCUCCCCACAAUGGAGCUAUUCAUCCAUGUGAUUUCAGUUAACACUAUUCUCAUCCCUUUUCCUCUAAAUGUCCCUCGACAGACGAAAAGCAAGAAAGAUGCAGAGACAACCGAGAGACAGCUACUCAACAAGUUCGACUACGCAUGGAACAAAGGCAGUAACGGCCCACGCCGCCCAUAUGACAUCCACAGAAAGCUCGAUUACCUCUUGAAACAGUCUCAAUUUUCUCUCCUGGUGAAAAAGUUCAUUUUUGUCAACAAAAAGCCAGUUGGGAUUAAAAUCAAAGCUUGUGAGCCGUGCUCGUCAAAAAAUGGACCCGACCCUAGCAGUUUGGAUAACAUCACAAUAUUCUCCAGAAUAUUCAGAGGUAAGAGGCUGCAGCCCAGACCAAAUGUACAGUAUGAACAUUCGGGUGAUUAUAGCACUAUUGAUAUUUGUGGGGUUGGAAUUGGUUAUGGAUCCGUGUGUAGUGUGCCACCUGUUAAGGGGAGAAAGAGGUGUGCUUUGCAUAAAGGGAUGAGGGUUAAUGGUUCUGUUUUAAAGUUGAAUAAUGAGGGGAAAGUAGUAUCUCCCGUCGAAAUUGAUAUUGAAGAUCAAUUUUUUCGCCCGACUUGUGGAUUUAACAUGGAAAAUGGCUUGCCUUGUAGAAAGGAGCCAGUCCCAAGAAAUAAAAGGUGUUUGGAACAUAAAGGAAGGAGGAUUCGAAAAUCUUAAUUGGUAUUUGUAAUAGAAGAGUAGCAAGUAUUAUGAACAGUGGGACUUCAUUUGUUGAGCACUGUAUUCUUGUAAGCAUGGACAUGGUUGAAUGUAGAGAAUCAGACGUCCUUUAUGAAUAGAGGGACUUAAUUUGUUGAGCACUGUAUUCAUGUAAGCAUGGACAUGGUCGAAUGCAGAGAAUCAGACGUCCUUAUUUUGAUAUAAAAUAGGAUACACGACUAAAGUCCUAAGUUGAGGCCUAUGUGCUUCACUGAUUGUGUUAGUUUGUAUUCUUCUAUUGUUUCUAUAGUUAUGGAAUGUGCUACUUCUGCUGUGUUGAACUUGAAUGGUACCAUUCUGAACAUUGUACCAAGGAUUUUUUUUCUUUUCUUCUUCCUUUUGUUGGGUUCGGCGAAAAACGUCGAUUGAUGUGCAGCUUGAAAUCUACGGAAGUAAUCAUAAGCGCAACAGAUUCAAAGUUACAAUGAAAUCGUGCCGUUUAAAAGUUGUCGAUUCAGAGAAGAUUACACGGUCUACAAGAUCAUAUGAGCAUGUCGUACGACCUUGAAAUCUUAUGUUGUAUUUCGG